UUGAACUGCGUAGCGUACUUGACAUUGCACAUGCCUUAUUGACUGCUGUCCUAUAUAUUUGAUUAUUAAAAGUGUGCGAUAUUACUCCGAGCAACACAGACAGCAAUAAAAGAGGCAGUAGACCUGAAUGUAGGAUCUCUAAAGAGGUGGACAUGACAGCUCGAGGGACACCGAGUCGGUUUUUACAAAGCGUUCUUCAGAAUGGAGUGGGUCGCUAUGUCUGUCAGCUAAAGCGAAUCUCUCUGAUCUUCUCCAAGAAAGGACAGGGAUCUUUAGGAGUCAGGGAUUUCAUUGAAGAAGGCGUGGUGGACUUUGCCAAGAAUAAUCCAGGAACUGUGGUUUACAUCUCACCUCAGUCCAGCAGAAUUCCAAAAAUAGUUGCUGAAUAUUUGAAUGGGAGCGUGAAGGAGGAGAUAAUCACCAACAAAACAUCACAGCAGAUUGCUGAACUUAUAACCAAGAUGUCCAACCAGUCAGGACUGGACAUCAUCCGUAUUCGGAAACCUUUCCACACAGACAGCCCCAGCAUCCAGGGCCAGUGGCACCCCUUCACAAACCGAGCCCCCAGCAUUGACCCAGUUGGGCCACAGCCAAAAUAAGAACUUUUCCUAGUAUGAAUAUUCUGACUGAUGUAUGAACUGCUGGAUAAGCUGUGAAUGAAUGGAAAUCAGCACAUUCAACAGGACGCUGAUCAUUUAAAUGUUUUCAGAAGUGAGCUGUUACUCAUCAGUACUUUUCUUUUUGAUGGAAGAUGACCGUUUAUAUAACAAACACAUUGUUUUUAAAUGGCAAGAUUCCUUAUGAUGACAAAAAUCCUUAUAAUAUGCCAUAUUUACUGAAAUAUAAUUCUGUUUCCUUUGGAUAAAUAAAGUUUUGAACUGUU
Danio aesculapii is the source of this 883-nucleotide messenger RNA. It is a transcript of the gene mrpl43, whose product is annotated as mitochondrial ribosomal protein L43. Bases 153 to 599 code for a protein of 148 amino acids. Gene Ontology annotation, molecular function: structural constituent of ribosome. The record is from RefSeq and is a predicted model, not a curated record. NCBI's taxonomy places the organism in Eukaryota, Metazoa, Chordata, Actinopteri, Cypriniformes, Danionidae. Gene Ontology annotation, biological process: mitochondrial translation. The transcript has 3 exons. Gene Ontology annotation, cellular component: mitochondrial large ribosomal subunit.